Messenger RNA from Pongo pygmaeus (Bornean orangutan), 8131 nucleotides. It is a transcript of the gene XPNPEP3, whose product is annotated as X-prolyl aminopeptidase 3. Gene Ontology annotation, biological process: proteolysis. The transcript has 11 exons. Gene Ontology annotation, molecular function: metalloaminopeptidase activity; manganese ion binding. Lineage: Eukaryota; Metazoa; Chordata; Mammalia; Primates; Hominidae. Gene Ontology annotation, cellular component: mitochondrion. The coding region runs from base 242 to 1696 and encodes 484 amino acids. The record is from RefSeq and is a predicted model, not a curated record.
GCAUUCCCCAUCGUUACCCUCUUUCUCUUCCCGACGCGUGAGUUAGGCCGUCAUGCCUUGGCUGCUCUCAGCCCCCAAGCUGGUUCCCGCUGUAGCAAACGUCCGCGGCCUCUCAGACAGGGUCUUACUUUGUCACCCAAGCUGGAGUGCAGUGGCGUGAUCCCAGUACACUGCAACCUAUGUCUCCCAGGCUCAAGCAGUCUUUCUACCAGCUUCCCGAGUAGCUGGGACUACAGGAUGUAUGUUGUGUUCACAGCGAAGGUACUCCCUUCAGCCUGUCCCAGAAAGGAGGAUUCCAAACAGAUACUUAGGCCAGCCCAGCCCCUUUACACACCCACACCUCCUUAGACCAGGGGAGGUAACUCCAGGACUAUCUCAGGUGGAAUAUGCACUUCGCAGACACAAACUAAUGUCUCUGAUCCAGAAGGAAGCUCAAGGGCAGAGUGGGACAGACCAGACAGUGGUUGUGCUCUCCAACCCUACAUACUACAUGAGCAACGAUAUUCCCUAUACUUUCCACCAAGACAACAAUUUCCUGUACCUGUGUGGAUUCCAAGAGCCUGAUAGCAUUCUUGUCCUUCAGAGCCUCCCUGGCAAACAAUUACCAUCACACAAAGCCAUACUUUUUGUGCCUCGGCGAGAUCCCAGUCGAGAACUUUGGGAUGGUCCACGAUCUGGCACUGAUGGAGCAAUAGCUCUAACUGGAGUAGACGAAGCCUAUACGCUAGAAGAAUUUCAACAUCUUCUACCAAAAAUGAAAGCUGAGACGAACAUGGUUUGGUAUGACUGGAUGAGGCCCUCACAUGCACAGCUUCACUCUGACUAUAUGCAGCCCCUGACUGAGGCCAAAGCCAAGAGCAAGAACAAGGUUCGGGGUGUUCAGCAGCUGAUACAGCGCCUCCGGCUGAUCAAAUCUCCUGCAGAAAUUGAACGAAUGCAGAUUGCUGGGAAGCUGACAUCACAGGCUUUCAUAGAAACCAUGUUCGCCAGUAAAGCCCCUGUGGAAGAAGGCUUUCUUUAUGCUAAGUUUGAAUUUGAAUGCCGGGCUCGUGGCGCAGACAUCUUAGCCUAUCCACCUGUGGUGGCUGGUGGUAAUCGGUCAAACACUUUGCACUAUGUGAAAAAUAAUCAACUCAUCAAGGAUGGGGAAAUGGUGCUUCUGGAUGGAGGUUGUGAGUCUUCCUGCUAUGUGAGUGACAUCACACGUACGUGGCCAGUCAAUGGCAGGUUUACUGCACCUCAGGCAGAACUCUAUGAAGCCAUUCUAGAGAUCCAGAGAGAUUGUUUGGCCCUCUGCUUCCCUGGGACAAGCUUGGAGAACAUCUACAGCAUGAUGCUGACCCUGAUAGGACAGAAGCUUAAAGACUUGGGGAUCAUGAAGAACAUUAAGGAAAAUAAUGCCUUCAAGGCUGCUCGAAAAUACUGCCCUCAUCAUGUUGGCCACUACCUCGGGAUGGAUGUCCAUGACACUCCAGACAUGCCCCGUUCCCUCCCUCUGCAGCCUGGGAUGGUAAUCACAAUUGAGCCAGGCAUUUAUAUUCCAGAGGAUGACAAAGAUGCCCCAGAGAAGUUUCGGGGUCUUGGUGUACGAAUUGAGGAUGAUGUAGUGGUGACUCAGGACUCACCUCUCAUCCUUUCUGCAGACUGUCCCAAAGAGAUGAAUGACAUUGAACAGAUAUGCAGCCGGGCUUCUUGACCUUCACUGCGGCCCACAUGCACCUCAGGUUCAAGAUGGGUGUCUGCUGGUAGCCCUGCACGUGUGCUUUCUGAGUGUCUCUGUGUGUGCAUUAAUAUAUGCAUUCCAUUUGGGAGCAUAGCAGCUGUGUGAAUGUAUGUAAUCGUGUAUGGGGGUUUUUUUGUUUUAAGUAGUUAGAAGUCUGGAAAAAUGAAUUUUUGAAUAGUAUGUUACUGCAGCUUUGGUAACAUUAAUUCUAUAGAAUUAAUGACCAGAGCAAGUUUAAUUUUUAAACAUAAAGGUCUUGGUUACAUAUGUCCAUGCAUUCCAGUUAACACAUUUAAACAUAUAGAAAAUUCACUUCUUCUUUCAAGUCCUUCCCUUUCUAUACUUUUGCUGAGAUCCAGCCAAUAUCAUAAGAAGUUUGUGUGAUGCCUGUAUUUUUAGCUAAUUACCAAGGUCUCUGCCUAUGCGAAAAUUCAUCUUUUGGUGAUUGUGGGUGGCCAAUACAUACCUUCUGUAACUCCUCCCUACCUAUUCUAGAUCCUGCAUAUCUACUGGAGCCAUAUGAGCCCUCAGGGGCACUGGUGUCCUGCAGUCUUACUAGUCAGCCACAGUCCAGGUUCCAGCAACACUAGCUACCUACCAAACAAAACACUUUUGAGCUUUUCUUGCCAUUUGGUUGCCUGGGACCUGGAAAGUGUUUAGAUUCUUGAUAAAGAAGGAAAUGGAAGAGAAAGAAAAUUAUAUAUAUAUAUAUAUACUAAAGAUCCAGACAUCAGGGCUGGGUACAGUGGCUCCACCUGUAAUCCCAGCACUUUGGGAGGUCCAGGCAGGUGGAUCUCUUGAGACCAGGAGGUCAAGACCAGCCUGGCCAACGUGGUGAAACACUGUCUCUACUAAAAAUACAAAAAUGAGCUGGGUGUGGUGAUACAUGUCUGUAAUCCUGGCUACUUGGGAGGCUGAGGCAUGAGAAUUUCUUGAACCUGGGAGAUGGAGGUUGCAGUGAGCUGAGCUCAUGCGACUGCACUCCAGCCUGGGUGACUGAGCAAGACUCUGCCUCAAAAAAAAAAAAAAAAUCCUGACAUCCUGCCAUCUUUUCUCUUCAGUUUAAAGAUGAUUUAUUAAUGAUGGCUUCAAAAAUUAAUAAAAAGAAAAGAAAAAAAUGAUUUCUGGCUGGGUGUGGUGGCUCAAUCCUGUAAUCCCAGCACUUUGGGAGGCCGAGGCGGGCGGAUCACGGGGUCAGGAGAUCGAGACCAUCCUGGCUAACAACAGUGAAACCCCGUCUCUACUAAAAAUACAAAAAAAAUUAGCCGGGCGUGGUGGCAGGUGCCUGUAGUCCCAGCUACUCAGGAGGCUGAGGCAGGAGAAUGGCGUGAACCCGGGAGGCAGAGCUUGCAGUGAGCCGAGAUCACGCCACUGCACUCCAGCCUGGGCGACAGAGCGAGACUCUGUCUCAAAAAAAAAAAAAAAAUUAUUUCUUUCCCAGACAUCCCUGCUCCCUCUAUAGAUUCUUAAUGCACUGACCCUCACGGGUUACCCUUGUAGCUGUUGUGCUGUGCAGAAGCAGAUCCUCUACUUACGUACCCUGUCAGAGUCACAGUAGUGGUGCCCAAUUUUCAGAGAAGUACCCCUGUUAUCAUUCUGUGAUUUCCUCUAGUGCUAAUAGAAACAAAAUACAGAAUCUACCAAGUACCCGUAAAUAUUACAUGAUUCUUAUCUUUCUUUGAUACUAGCACUGGGAGUGCAGUGGUAAAGAGUCAUACUUCUUUUUUUUUUUUUUUUUUGGAGACAGAGUCUCGCUCUGUCGCCUGGGCUGGAUGGAGUGCAGUGGCGUAAUCUCGGCUCUCUACAACCUCCACCACCUGGGUUCAGGCAAUUCUCCUGCCUCAGCCUCCCAAGUAACUGGGACUACAGGUGCACGCCGCCAUGCCCAGCUAAUUUUUUGUAUUUUAAUUUUUUGUAUUUUAGUAGAGACAGGGUUUCACCCUGUUGCCCAGGCUGGUCUCAAACUCCUGAGCUCAGGCAAUCCGCCCACCUCAGCCUCCCAAAGUGCUAGGAUUACAGGCAUGAGCCACCGUGCCUGGUGUAAGAGUCAUAUUUUUUUAAACACAAACAUUGGAUACAAUUAUACAGCAACUCAGUUUGCAAGGUGAACAGGGCUAGAUUACCACAGAUAGCUUAUUUAGGAGCUUCUAUGAUAGAGGGAAGCUUUAAGAACCAGUGUGUUCACCUCCUUUAAACCUGGAUAUGAGCUCAAGAUGUAUAAAACAUGCCAAUUGUUAGAACACAAAUUUGAGGGUUUCUUAAAAAAACAAUUUGUAUUAGGGAAGCACAAGCUAGGGGAUUAACAAUCUCUACAAUGCUGGAAGUUUGCCUAUCUUAUCAGGGAAACCCAGGGUACAGAGUGAAAAGCAGACAGGCAGUGAGUUCCUCAAGAGACAGAUAAUGUGAAAACAAAAGUGAUACAAAUCAUAUCCUGACAGUGCUAGCCUAGGAAUGCCUGGCUUUGCACACCUUAUCUAAGCAGCUCUCAGAAUGGAGGCUGCACAGCUGGAGUCUCCAUCCCCCAUACCAACCUUCCCACCUCCCUCCAAUUUCUCAAUCCAGUGCUUUUUAAAAGAAGGGGAGGGAAAUAACUCCACGACUCUGGCUGCUCACUUCCCAGGCUCUGUGCCCCCAACAGCCCUUUCCUUGGAUUGUGUUUCCUUUGUUCAUUUGUAAUCCAGGAAUAAGGAAUUUCCUUUUCUUCUUGUAUCAUUUUCUUUUCUUUUUUUUUUUGAGACAGAGUCUCACAAUGUCACCUGAGCUGGUGUGCAAUAGCAAGAUCUCAGCUCCCUGCAACCUCCACCUCCCAGGUUCAAGCGAUUCUCCUGCCUCAGCCUCCCAAAUAGCUAGGAUUACAGGCGCCUGCCACCACACCCGGCUAUUUUUUUGUAUUUUAAAUAGAGACAAGGUUUCACUAUGUUGGCCAGGCUGGUCUCGAACUCCUGACCUCAUGAUCUGCCCGCCUCGGCCUCCCUAAGUGCUGCAAUUACAGACGUGAGCCACUGUGCCUCCUGUAUCAUUUUCUAUGGUCUAAACUUUUCUAGCUAAAAGCCUAGGUAGCUUGUAUGUAUAGCAGCAUACUUAGACAUGAAACAGACUUCUGGUUAGAUUCCAGUCAAGUUCUAUAGAUGUUAUUGGUAGGCAGAAAGGCUGUUGUGGAAUUCUGGUGAUUUUCAGUCCCUGACCCAGGUAUAUUGUCCUUUGAGUCCCAGAUUAACUAACUAUAGCAGCUAAGCAUUUGAAUCAGACUUCUCAUAGCAAUGUUAUGGGCUGUCUGAUAUAUUCAGGAUUUGUUGAGCAGAUAAGCUGUGUAUGAUCUUAUUCAUUCUCAGCCAUGCCACAGACAUACCCAUUUCCCUUUAGUUAUUUUUUUAAUACAGAGAAUGCUAUUAACUGUUAUUGGAUAUCAAAUAAUUUUAUUUUUCUAAUGUCAGGAAAUGACCCAUUUCACUUAAGUGAGUUUUCCAAAUAAUUAAAAUGUAAUACUUCAAGAAUAAAAUGUUUCCAAAUAUUUCUUAAAAUUCUUAAAAUUUAGGUUAAAGUUUGCUGAUCUCUUACAUUUAAUAAAGCUGGGACUUGAAGACUUACCAUAGUUUUCAACUGCCUUGCAAGUUCAUAAACUUCUAAAGGUAAAAAGUGAAUAAGAUAAAUUCAGAGUUUUAAGGUAAGGGCUUUAUAUUAGCUUUUUUUUUUUUUUUUUUAAGUUUUUUUUUUUUUUUUGAGACGGAGUCUCGCUCUGUCACCCAGGCUGGAGUGCAGUGGCACGAUCUUGGCUCACUGCAACCUCCAUCUCCUGGGUUCAGGCAGUUCUUCUGCCUCAGCCUCCUGAGUAGCUGGGACUACAGGCGCGUGCCACCAUGCCCGGCUAGUUUUUUGUAUUUUUAGUAGAGACGGGGUUUCACUAUGUUAGCCAGGAUGGUCUCAAUCUCCUGACCUCAUAAUCCGCCCACCUCAGCCUCCCAAAGUGCUGGGAUUACAGGCGUGAGCCACUGCACCCGGCCUUUUUAAAGUUUUUAAUUGACAUAUAAUUGUACAUAUUUACAGGGUACAUGAUGAUGUUUUGAUACAUAUAAUAUAUAAUUAUCAGAUCAGAACAAUUAGCAUAUCCAUCACAUUGAACAUUUAUCAUUUCUUUGUGUUGAGCCUUUAGUUCUUUUUUUUUUUUUUUUUUUUGAGAUAGAGUCUCACUGUGUCACCCAGGCUGGAGUACAGUGGUGUGAUCUUGGCUCACUGCAACCUCCACCCACCAGAUUCAACCAAUUCUCCUGCCUCGGCCUCCCUAGUAGCUGGGAUUACAGGCACCUGCCACCACACCCAAUUUUUGUAUUUUUAGUAGAGACAGGGUUUCACCAUCUUGGCCAGGCCAGGCUGGUCUUGAUCUCCUGACCUUGUGAUCCACCCACCUCAGCCUCCCAAACUGCUGGGAUUACAGGCGUGAGCCACGGCGCCCGGCCAGAGACAGUCUUGCUUUGUCUCCAGGCUGGAGUGCAGUGGCGCCAUCUUGGCUCACUGCAACCUCCAACUCCCUGGUUCAAGCAGUUCUCCUGCCUCAGCCUCCCAAGUAGCUGGGAUUAUAGGCACGCACCACCAUGCCCAGCUAAUUUUUGUAUUUUUAGUAGAGACAGGGUUUCACCAUGUUGGCCAGGAUGGUCUUGAUCUCCUGACCUCGUGAUCUGCCCACCUUGUCCUCCCAAAGUGCUGAGAUUACAGGCGUGAGCCACCAUGCCCAGCCAAGCCUUUAGUUCUAAGUAUAAUAAAUAAUAUAUAUACCAGGCAUUCCUAUUAAAAAUCUUAACUUAAAAAAAAUUACUCAAAUGUUACCACUGGAAUUUUUCGAAUUGAAGAUACAUGGUUAGAUCAUUAACAGUACCAUCUAAAUGAAAGAAACAUAUCUGGAUAUCCAGUGUCACAUACUUUUAUGUAUUUAUUUCAGGAAUUACUAUUUUGUCACCAUAAUUGGGAAACAGACUGUGUUCUUUAUUUGAAACACAACAGUAUAACUACUGUAGUAAAGUUGGGUGCAGUGGAUCACGGCUGUAAUCCCAGCACUUUGGGAGGCCAAGGAGGGAUGGUCACUUGAGCCCAGGAGUUUGAGACCAGCCUAGGCAACAUAGAGAGAGACCUUGUCUCAACAAAAAAAUGUGAAGUUAGCCAGGUGUGGUGGUUUGCACCUAUAGUCCCACCUACUCAGGAGGCUGAGGUGGGAGGAUCGCUUGAGCUUCGGAGGUCAAGGCUGCAGUGAGCCAUGAUUGUGCCACUUCACUCCACCCUGGGCAACAGAGCAAGACCCUGUCUCAAUAAAAAAAGAAGAGAAAAACUGGAGUGAGAACUCUCCUCCUCUCAUAAUCAUAGUAUCCACGUUAGGAAAAUGCUUCUGAGAGUAACUUAAAGUACUCUGUGUGCAUCUUCCUUCAAAAACCUUGCUUUUUUCUCAGUUUUUGUAAGGUGAGAAAGGGAAAAACCUUCACCAUAGAAAUACUUUCUUAAUUAAGAUCCAAAUAAAACAUGUUAAACCUCCAUAUAAAGACAUUGCAACUUAUUAAAACAGAAAAAUGUACCUUUGUUAUGUCUUUCCAAAUAUCCACACCCCCACCCUGUUCAGCUGUGUUAAUAAUACAGAGAUCACAAAUGUGAAGCACAAAUGCUGCUUCUCCCCCUCCUGUUCCCAUGUCAGAGAUGGAGAAGAAAGCACAGUGAGCUGUUCACCAGUCCAGCAGUGACCUCGGAGUCCUUUGUAACAGUGUUUCCAAUAACUGCUGCCAAUAAAACAGUUAGAAUUUGAGUUAGAAGCUAUCUGCUGUCCCUCAACUAGUAUCUGAUAGCUGAGAAUGUAAUUCGUUUGUGUGUCUAUUAGAAAAUUAGGCAGGCACCACAGACAGUACCAGCAUAAAGGAACCUGCUUAGAAGAGAUUUUUAUGGUGUGAUUGUGUUUUUUUUUUUUAAUUUUUGUUUCCUGAAGUAGAAUCCAUAGCUCAAAACAAGUUUUAAGCCUGAGAAAAUAUAAUUUGAGGUGUUUUUUAUGCUCCUAAUGAAAAAAUGAAUGAAUGCAUCAUUAAACCUUAACAGUAGAGCAGAAUUUCACUGUUACAAACCGCGUGGGUUCUCCUGGUUGUGGUGCUGUUCUCUACCUGUGUGUCACUGAGUUUGAGCAUCAUUAUUGUUUGAAUCAGAGGACCCACUGGAAUCAAGGCUUCUUGGAGUUGCUGCGCAAGAAUCUGAGAAAACUUCAAUCUUUACUAGCAUUUCUUAAUGCUUUCCAUGACUUUUGUGCAAUUAUAUAAGUUCAGUUUAGACAAAAUGCUGUUACUUUUUAAGGCAUUACUAAUAACUAAAAAUAGUUACGUCAUUGCCCAUCAAGGGAAAAGCAUUUGUAACUGUCAUUUAAAAAAAAUAAAACUAUAAAACAAU